AUGGCUAAAGGAAGAGCAAAUACUACCAUGAUAAAGUUGGUUUCAACUGCAUUAACUGGAUAUGAAAAAUGGUUCAGAAUUCCUAGAAGUUCGCCAAAAUUAAAUCUUAUAUUAUAUGAUCCAAGAGCUCAAAGACAUUGUCUUUUCAAAGAAGAUAGAAAAAGAAAAAUCGCAGAAAGACCAAAGAAAGAUUUCACCAGAAGUCAUCGUUAG
Candida tropicalis MYA-3404 is the source of this 213-nucleotide messenger RNA. RefSeq names its product mitochondrial 54S ribosomal protein bL33m. Gene Ontology annotation, cellular component: mitochondrion. The transcript has a single exon. Bases 1 to 213 code for a protein of 70 amino acids. The record is from RefSeq and is a predicted model, not a curated record. NCBI's taxonomy places the organism in Eukaryota, Fungi, Ascomycota, Pichiomycetes, Serinales, Debaryomycetaceae. Gene Ontology annotation, biological process: translation.